Molecule: messenger RNA, 5001 nt
Organism: Odontomachus brunneus
Lineage: Eukaryota; Metazoa; Arthropoda; Insecta; Hymenoptera; Formicidae
Product: protein decapentaplegic
Exons: 3
Coding region: 1499-2713 (404 amino acids)
Biological process (GO): SMAD protein signal transduction; BMP signaling pathway
Cellular component (GO): extracellular region
Molecular function (GO): cytokine activity; growth factor activity
Source: RefSeq, a predicted model, not a curated record
ACGCCAGUAUAAUUCCGCUCGUGUACACGCGUGUUUUAUCACCGAUUCAUGCGAUUUUUCCGCGCAAUGACUAACAUCGUAUAAUAUCCAAGCAGGUCUUCUUUACGUACUGCUUUUCUUCCGUUUCGAGUCUGGCGAUCGCGCUGGAAUCACGGAUUCACGUCGACGUUUGUUUUAGCGUAACGCUAAACAGGAAGGCAUUCACCGGGCUUAGCAUUUUACACUGAAUGAAACCGAGAGUGGAACACAUAUCCGCUUAAUGUCCACCGAUAACGGCCGCGAGCGAACGAGCGAGCGAGUCACGACGGCAUAAAUAUUCCGCCUUUGAGAAAUACGCGCUGAAAAUCGCGGAUAAAACCAGUUUCGUCCGCCGCGGACGGAACUCUACCGUUAAUGCAACGCAGCAAGUGUGUCAUGAGACAACAUUGUUCGAUCAAUUCCGAAAUUACACGCCGCAGUCGUAACGGGCUGACGGUUACGCUCCAAAUAGCAAAGGCGGGUCGCGUUACGUCGAGGCGUUCCACGCCUCGCGGCCUUUUUAGAAGGUAACUUUGUUGUAAACAAAUCUCACACGUUCCGGUGAUAUAUGCGUGUCGGAUGUGUGACAAGCGAGAGUUCAAAUAACGAAGAAGAUAGACCGAGUCGGUCUCACGUCUCGUGAUACAGAUAUAGCUGCCGCGACCGUUAUGAACAAACGAACGUAUCUCUCUGUCUUUCGUUAAUUCGAGUUGUCCGAUCAGUCCUUCUUCCGAGAGACUCCGGAGAUAUUCGUCGAAUUACCCUUUAUAAGAUCGUAAAAAAAGACACUCUAUGGUCGGAGAAUAAGAGAAAGCGAUUACUUUGGGACAGAAGGCUGAUUCGACGAAUUCCUCCGCAUCCAUUGGCGGGCCCAGGCACCGAGGACCCGUGGAAUUGGGUCCUGGGGGCUUGAUAUUCCUCGCCUUAUGCUGACUCAGGGAAAUUAUGCGAGUAUCGUCGAGCGAAAUUUCCGAGAGGAUUCGCUGCGCCAACCUUGCUUCAAACGUAAAAGUCGCGAAGGAGUUUAAGGUCACUUAACACGACUGUCAUUGCGUUCGUGUCCAUGUAAAGUUGAUCCGUGUAACGUGUCAAUUUACCCGUGUAUUACGAAUGAAGCAACGAAGGAAUCCGACGAACUCACUAGAAAUCGGUCUAAGCUGACCGAUUACCUGAAAAUAUCAGUCGAGAUAAUCUAUCUACCUGCCGUAGAACUGUACCUCACGGCUUCGCGUUGGUUAUCUCGAGUACAGUGCAUCCUUAAGGACUGACUAAUGUAUCUUUAGAAAAGGUUGCUCAAUCUGUGUUCCCUCCAAUUCGUCGGGCCAGACCGCAUUUCUUUAAUGAACUCCUCAGUCUCUGCUCUCAGUCAACCAUCGUCCUCCGUAGGUAAAAGGUGCCUUCUUAAGUACCACUCGUGACCCCUACUAGGGACCCACUUAAAACAAAAAAGGAGGUAACGUCAGUGAGUGACGACGUCACGAUGCGCAUGUCGCCGCUACCGAGUCUAGUGCUCGUGGCAGCAGUCGCGCUGCUAGCAAUUGCGAAUGCUAACACAGAGACUCUCCUACGCAUCGACUCGAACACGACCGUACCGUCGUCAUCGUCGUCAUUGUCGUCGUCGUUGAAUCACAUCACGAAGCGCGACCAGGUGAUCGCCGGAAUAGAGGCCAGUCUGCUCACCUUCCUGGGCCUUUCCAAGAGACCCAAGCCACAAGGAUCGACUUAUAUACCGGAAUCACUCAGGAAGCUGUACAACAUUCAGAACAGCAUCGGCACCGCGGACAUCGCGAAGCCGGGCAUUCACGCGCGAUCGGCCAACGUCGUUCGCUCGUUUUACCAUGUCGAGAGUAAGGUGGAUCAGAAGUUCCAGUCGCCGAACCAAUUUCGGCUCGCUUUCGACCUCAGCAAAGUGCCCGACGAGGAAACCCUACAGGCGUCCGAGCUGAUCCUGUCGCGCGUCUCAAUGUCUGAUAUCGAGAACAAACAUAAACCCGGUCGCGUGCUUGUAUACGACAUAGUGCGGCCCGGUGUAAAGGGUCAACGGCAGCCGAUACUGCGGCUGAUCGACAGCAAGGUGAUCGAUCUGACGAAGAACGCGACGGUGAGCCUGGACGUGCACCCAGCGGUGGUGAGAUGGAUGCAGAACCACCGCGACAAUUACGGUUUGCUGGUGCACGUGACCGGACCGCAUGUUCGUAAACGGGAGCAUGUGCGAUUGAAGCGCGCCGUGGAUGAGCAUGAGGACGCGUGGUCGAUGAACCAGCCGAUGCUGUUCGCUUACAUGGACGAUGGCCGCUAUGAGAUGGCGUCCGCGCAUCAGAUAAUGGACCGACGGGCCAGACGUGCCGCAUUGCGGAAGAAUCGGCGGAAGGACGGCCGCGAGAAUUGCCGGCGACAUCCGCUCUACGUGGACUUCGCGGACGUCGGCUGGAACGACUGGAUCGUCGCGCCGCCCGGAUACGACGCCUUCUACUGCCACGGUGAUUGCCCAUUUCCUCUGGCGGACCAUCUGAACUCAACGAAUCACGCGAUCGUUCAGACACUCGUUUACUCGACCAAGCCGACUAUGGUGCCAAAGGCUUGUUGCGUACCAACCGCGCUCAGCUCGAUAUCUAUGCUUUACUUGGACGAGGAGAACAAGGUGGUGCUGAAGAACUACCAGGACAUGGCAGUUCUUGGGUGCGGUUGCCGCUAGGGGAUCUAUUUCUUCUUUCCGACGUCUCCGUGAUGCCUCUUGGAUACCUUGGCGACACGCUCGAGAGUGUCGCUUGUUGCUCGUCGUUCAGCUCGAAAGAGAAAUGCGCUCGAUGACACGGCGACGCAGCACGCACAAAGGAUGAAGAAUAAGAAGUACGAGGAAGUACGACGAGAUAUUUUUCCGCGCGCUCGCGGAUUCCCGCGUACUCUCGGACAUGUCUCUGUCGUCGCUAUUUUUGUUGUGGAUGUAUCAAAUAAAAGAGAAACAGAGUAUAUAUAAAGAAAGUGUAUGUCGUUUAUACUUAAAAAAAGAUAGAUGAAGAUAUAGUGAAACAAAAUUAUCCACCACAGCGAGAGCAGCGACGAAUGUCAAAGUAAUUUCUUAGUAAAAGCGAUAAUCAGAUAGAUGUAAUUGCGGACGGCACGUCUUGCGAUUCCGAUGGCACUCUGGCGCAAUCUUAAAUUUCCCUAGAAAUUUAUUGGCACGUCAAGAUUCUUCGAUCAGUUUUCGAUUCCAACUAUAGAUGUUAUGGUUAUUGAUACGUAGGUCGCGGUGUAAUCAGUAGGACCUGCUCGAGAUGACGAGAUUAACUUCAACGAAAAUGAACGAAAAAGUCUAAUAAUGCGAGACUUUGUUAACCUCUUCUAAUCGUCAUCUCGAGUUGAAAAUUGCAGCCCGCGACAUAAUUAGAAGCAGCUUCUGCCGUAGAUUAUCGUCCGAGCCGAUUGAGAACGCGAUGAUAAGAGCAGUAGCUUACGGUUGGAUCCAAUUGAGAAAAUGACGGUGGGAUUAACUCCUAUCUAAUGAAUAGACGACGAUCGGCAGGUCUAAUUUUGCGAAUUAAUGUCCGCCCAGUUUACCUCCGCAAAAUGUACAUCAUUCAAAUCUCUUUGUGACGCGGAAGACAAGCACGAUAUGACAGGAGAGGAUGAAGGAGGAGAGUGUAUGUCACGCUACUACAUUCCUCACACUCUUCUUUCACCAGUGAUUCUCAUAUUUCCAUACGGAAAUGUUCACGUCUACGCGAAGACGACACUCUGGCACUCCUCGUCCUCUUCGAGCACUCGAAAUGACUCUACUUCGCUUGAAAAGAAAAGGAACGCUCGACGGCGUCGUUUGCGUUCGCAAGGAUUCAAGCUGCGUGUCGAGUCUGUGACUUUGAAGAAAAGUACGACAAAAACGGUCGAUUAAUUUUAUCAUAAUGUAUCCUCUCUAACAAGGCGAGUUGCGUCCAGCGAUGAAUGAUACUAUAUAGUGUUGACGCAAUUUAACUUCUUUCUAUUUUUGUUUCUCUCUUCUCUUUUUUUUAUAUGCUCGCGUAUUUCCGAAUCCACACUUAGGCGCGUUAUAGAGAUUUUUCGAUUUAAGUUUUUUCGUGAAAAGGGAGAUGAUAAGCGGCGUGGGUAACAACGCGAUAGAUAGUAGAGAACAAGAACACACGAAGUGAUUUCGAUUUUGGCGGAGAUUGCGCAUCACUGGUAACUACAUUGCGAGAGAGACACACACACAGACACUGUAACACACUUCGGCGAGUAAGCAUCGAGAUCACAUGUCGGAAAUGCAUAAUUGACUAAUAGUAACGUGUAAUUUCGACGAUAUAGAAAUGCCUUUUCUACGCGCUCGCUGGUGCGCGCACGCAGUAAGCUAUCACCAAUGCGGCAAUGUCGAUUAUUCCGUAUCGAUAAUGGCGUUCGUCGUGUAAAUGAAAAUACGUAAACUCCCGCAGUCGUUGGAUCGCGUUAAUGUUCGGAUCUGAGCGAUAUCGCCGCACCAAACAUUUCAAAAGAAUUACAAAGAGACAAGGCAGACAAAUUAGACGGACAGAUCGGCGUGUCCGGUGCACACAUCAUCAACACAUACUAUUAUAUACCAGAAAGUGUAUGAUGUAUUCUCUUUUUCUCCCUUACUGACAGACGCGAGAGUCAAUGUAUACAUCUUAUACAAAUCCUGCCGCCACGAAUAAAUUGUGUACCUGCCUAUUUGAGGAUUACUCUAUUUAUUUUUCUUCUUUUUUUUUUGUUUCUUUUGCCAAAAGAUCUUCAACACACGUGUAUAUUUGUACAGAAGUGUUAAUUGAUAAGCGAGCGCCGUUGUAAAAUGUGUAUAAUAGGUAAAAUAAACGAGUCUGUAAACAAUUGUAAAUAAUACGUUGUAAAGUAUUGUGUGCGUAUGUAUAUUCUCGCAUAUUUUAUCAUUAUUUUCUCUUCCCCACCCCCAAUUCUCCCCACGACUGUAUACAGAAAGAUUGCAUGUGUAAAUAUUAAAUAAAUUUGAUAUGGCAAUCA